GAAAAACAAGUAACUCAGAGUCUCUGCACAGGAAGCGUAUUGUGGGUCAUUGUUCCAGAGCACAGACGAAUAAUACACCGCUGUGCUCCUGUUAUCUCUCUGGCACUCUGCUCCCACCGCAACAGCCUCCAUCACCAGCUGAAGGUAAGGGAGACUCCCCAACGGUGAGCCGGCCUCGGAGCGCGUCCUUGGAUAACUUCCUCUGAAAAGGUAGAACAAGCCGCAGCAAAAAUGGGAUGCUUUGGAUUCCUCAAAGUCAUGAUGUUUGUCUUCAAUGGCAUUAUCUUUUUGGCGGGUGCUGCCAUCCUGGGCGUUGGGAUCUGGGUGAAGGUGGACAGCGGCUCCAUCCUCAGCUUCCUCGGGAAAAUUGAAAACGCACCGACAGAGCUCAGUCAGGUGCUCAACGUGGGCUACCUGCUGAUUGCAAUCGGAGCGCUCCUGCUCAUCAUCGGCUUCCUGGGCUGCUGUGGAGCCGUCAGAGAGAGCACGUGUAUGCUGCUGCUGUUCUUCAUCAUAGUCCUGGUGGUCUUCAUAGCGGAGGUUGCAGGAGCUGUGGUGAUCUUGGUAUUCAGACCCUUGGCAGACGAGUUGUUUACCAAGUUUGGCGCAGCUGCAGUUCAGAACAUCAGGAAGGACUACGGGAAGAAUCCUGACGUCACGGGACUGUGGAAUACUACAAUGAGCUCGUUAAAAUGUUGUGGAUUCUACAACUCCUCAGACUUCGUGGACUCUCCAUAUUAUGUGGACCACGGCAAGCAAUACCCACCACAGUGCUGCCCAGGCAUUGACAGCCCAUGUAACCAAACGGUGGCUGACAGUGUCAUGACAAUUACUGGGUGCUUCCCAAAGAUCAAGAAGCUGAUUGAAGACAACACAGUGGUCAUUGUGGCAGUUGCCCUGGGAAUUGCAGUUCUGGAGAUAUGUGCCAUGGCUGUUUCCAUGAGCCUUUUCUGCAGAAUAAAAUCCAGGGGGGACUAACUGCAAACGGUGAAGGCCUUGGAAGGAUCAUUUUAAUCACUGGGGUCUUUCUACUUCCUCUGUUGCCUCUAGAAGAGCGAAGGGCUAUGCCUUUAUUUAGCAAAAAAAAUGCCUCGUCAUUAAAGGCAGUUAAUGUCAUAUCUCGGGCAAUCAGAAUUACUGAAUGACAUAACAAAUCUAUUUUUACUACGUUUAAAUCUAUCUAACAGAUGCCGCGUAUGAAUGUAAAUUAUUUCUUAAGAACACUUCACUUUGUAAAACGAGCUACACACUGCCUACUUCACCAGAGACCUUUUAAAAUCCGCUAUUACCUGUAACACAUGGCCAGUCAAUGAGGAAUCACAUAAUACCUGCGUCCAAUGUGAUAAUGAAACAAAGGCUGGUAUGUUGGGCAUGUUGUUGCCAUGACGCAGCAUGUAAAAUAGCAACAGAUGUGAUGCAAGAUUUCUAUGUAUGUUGUAUGCUGAUCAAUUUUGAAAUAAAGUGAAAAGUAUUUCCAGA
This is a messenger RNA of Anarrhichthys ocellatus (wolf-eel), 1479 nucleotides long. It is a transcript of the gene tspan34b, whose product is annotated as tetraspanin 34b. Lineage: Eukaryota; Metazoa; Chordata; Actinopteri; Perciformes; Anarhichadidae. The transcript is spliced from 8 exons. Bases 232 to 978 code for a protein of 248 amino acids. The record is from RefSeq and is a predicted model, not a curated record. Gene Ontology annotation, cellular component: plasma membrane.